This is a messenger RNA of Hypanus sabinus (Atlantic stingray), 10354 nucleotides long. It is a transcript of the gene crnkl1, whose product is annotated as crooked neck pre-mRNA splicing factor 1. Lineage: Eukaryota; Metazoa; Chordata; Chondrichthyes; Myliobatiformes; Dasyatidae. Bases 139 to 2205 code for a protein of 688 amino acids. Gene Ontology annotation, biological process: spliceosomal complex assembly; mRNA splicing, via spliceosome. Gene Ontology annotation, cellular component: precatalytic spliceosome; post-mRNA release spliceosomal complex; U2-type catalytic step 2 spliceosome. The record is from RefSeq and is a predicted model, not a curated record. The transcript has 14 exons. Gene Ontology annotation, molecular function: protein binding.
GGUGACGACGUGUCGUCCUGCAGUGUGCUGGGAAUGUUUACAGGAGGUUUCUCUUUGCUCGUGGAAUAAUUACAGUUUGGCGGGUAUUUUAUCAGCCUUAUUCGAACCGAGGGGUCGAAAUCACAUUCCGAUUCAGACAUGGCGUCGACAGCAGCCGGGAAACAGCGGAUACCUAAAGUGGCGAAGGUGAAAAACAAAGCACCAGCUGAAUUACAAAUUACAGCUGAACAGCUGCUGAGAGAAGCUAAAGAAAGAGAGCUUGAACUACUUCCACCACCACCUACUCAAAAGAUCACUGAUGAAGAAGAAUUGAAUGACUAUAAGCUAAGAAAAAGGAAAACUUUUGAAGACAAUAUACGGAAAAACCGAACUGUUAUUAGCAACUGGAUCAAAUACGCACAAUGGGAGGAGAGCCUAAAAGAAAUACAGCGGGCACGUUCAAUUUACGAACGUGCAUUGGAUGUCGAUCACAGAAACAUUACCCUGUGGUUGAAAUAUGCAGAAAUGGAAAUGAAGAAUAGACAGAUUAAUCAUGCACGCAAUAUAUGGGAUCGAGCAAUUACCAUUCUGCCAAGGGUCAAUCAGUUUUGGUAUAAAUAUACCUACAUGGAGGAAAUGCUGGGGAAUGUUGCAGGAGCAAGACAAGUAUUUGAACGUUGGAUGGAAUGGCAACCUGAUGAACAAGCAUGGCACUCGUAUAUUAAUUUUGAACUCCGAUACAAAGAAAUAGAGAGAGCUCGGCUGGUUUAUGAGAAGUUUGUUUUCAUUCAUCCUGAUGUUAAAAACUGGAUUAAGUAUGCCAGGUUUGAAGAAAAACAUGCGUACAUUGGCCACGCACGGAAAGUGUAUGAAAGAGCAGUGGAGUUUUUUGGGGAGGACCACAUGGAUGAACAGCUCUUUGUAGCAUUUGCAAAGUUUGAAGAAAAGCAGAAAGAAUUUGAUCGAGUGAGGGUGAUCUACAAAUAUGCACUCGAUAGAAUUGCCAAAAGUCAGGCUCAAGAGCUCUUCAAAAACUACACGGUGUUUGAGAAAAAAUUUGGGGACAGACGAGGUAUUGAAGAUGUUAUUGUCAGCAAAAGACGCUUUCAGUAUGAAGAGGAAGUCAAGGCUAAUCCACAUAAUUAUGAUGCCUGGUUUGACUACCUCCGUUUGGUUGAGAGCGAUGGAGAUCCUGAUACUGUACGUGAAGUGUAUGAACGUGCAAUAGCCAAUGUUCCACCCAUUCAGGAAAAGCGACAUUGGAGGAGAUACAUUUACUUAUGGAUUAACUAUUCUUUGUAUGAAGAAUUGGAGGCAAAGGAUCCAGAGAAAACAAGGCAAGUUUAUCAGGCAUGUUUGGAACUCCUCCCCCAUAAGAAGUUUACAUUCGCCAAAUUCUGGCUGCUAUAUGCACAAUUUGAAGUUCGUCAGAAAAAUCUAGCUUUUGCCAGACGGGCUUUGGGGGCUGGCAUAGGAAAAUGUCCAAAGAACAAACUAUUCAAAGGGUACAUUGAACUAGAGCUGCAGCUUCGUGAGUUUGACCGAUGCAGGAAACUCUAUGAGAAAUACUUGGAAUUUUCUCCAGAGAAUUGCACUACUUGGAUCAAGUUUGCAGAAUUAGAGACCAUCCUUGGUGAUGUUGAGCGUGCUCGUGCAAUCUAUGAACUGGCAAUUGGUCAACCGCGACUCGAUAUGCCAGAGGUGCUUUGGAAGUCAUACAUUGACUUUGAAAUUGAACAGGAGGAAUAUGAAAGGACAAGAAACCUUUACAGACGUCUACUUCAACGUACUCAACAUGUUAAAGUAUGGAUUAGUUAUGUUCAGUUUGAACUUUCAGUUGAUGCACCUGAACGCUUAUCUAGAUGUCGACAGAUCUAUGAGGAUGCCAACCGGUCUUUGCGAAAUUGUGAGGAGAAGGAAGAGCGACUCAUGUUCUUGGAGUCCUGGAGGGACUUUGAGGCUGAAUUUGGCACAGAUUCAUCACAGAACAGAGUUCAAAAACUCAUGCCAGAACGCGUCAAAAAGAGGAGGAAGUUGCAGACAGAAGAUGGAUCAGAUGCUGGCUGGGAGGAAUAUUACGACUACAUUUUCCCAGAAGAUGCUGCCAAUCAGCCAAACCUCAAGCUGCUCGCUAUGGCCAAGCUCUGGAAGAAGCAACAGCAAGAUGAGAAAGAAUCAGAGGAUGACCCUGACAAAAAUACGAAUAAGAACGAGAGUGAAUCUUGAUGACUUGGCAACUUUUUCUAGACACUUCAAAAUUCUUUACCUUUUUUUUGAACUUGGUUUUUGUACAAAUGCGAACAGCUGGAGCUGUCUAUAGUGUUUAUUAAAUAAGUUUUUGUAAUAUGCUUUUUUUUUGCAAUUCCUUGAGCUAUUGUUAUAAUUUCACACCAUUAUCCUUAGCUGAGCUCAGAGUAACUUAGGGUCUAGUUUGAUUAAGUCAUACCUCCUCCAUUAGCUAACGUAAUUCAGUGGUUCUCUCAAGAUGACUUUCUAACUAUCUAAUAACAGUAUUAUUAUUUUGUUUCAACAUGCAAAAUUACAACACAGGCUAUUUACAAAUAAAGUUUGCCUUUAUUUGUUAAUUGUGUUGGAAAGUUAUAUGGUGAAAAUUUUUUGAAGCUCCUUGGGCAACUGUCUCCACCUUUCCGAAGGAAAGCUCACUUGUUUAGACUUGACAUAGGCAUAUCAAUAGUAGUUGAACAAUACAGCAUAGCACAUCACCUUUGACCCACAAUGUUGUGCCAACUUUUUAGCCUACUCUAAGAUCAGUUUAACCCUCCCUCCUGUGUAGCCCUCCAUUUCUCUCUUGUCCAUGUGCCUAACUAGGAGUUUCAUAAAUGCCACUAAUAUAUCUCCCUCUACCACACCCCUGGCAGGGCAUUCCACACUCCCAUCACUCUAUGUGUAAACAAUUCACCUCUGACAUCCCCCCUGUACUUCCUUCCCAUCACUUUAAAAAUAUGCCCCUUUGUAUUCACCAUUUCCACCCCAGGAAAAAUCUCUGGCCAUUCAUCUCUAUCUAUGACAUCUCUGUCAAGUCAGUUCUUAUCCUCCUUUGCUCCAAAGAGAAAAUCCUGAGCUUCAUCAAUCUAUCUUCAUAAGAUAUGUCCUCUAGUUCAGGCAGCAUCUUGGUAAAUCUCCUCUGCACUCUCUCUAAGCUUCUACACUGAAAAUAAUAUUCCAAGUGUAGUCCAACCAGGGUUUUAUAGAGCUGCACUGUUACCUUACGGCUCUUAAAGUCAAUCCCCUGACUAAUGAAGACCAAGAUUCCAUACACCUUCUUAACAACCAUGUCAACUCAUGUAGCAUCUAUUGGUAUAUAUGCACAUAAUUUCAGACCUUGAUGUAUCAAAGCCACCUUUGCCUGUUCCAUGCAGCCUGUACUAUCUUACUCUGAGUCCCUGUGCAUAUUGACAUGAAAAUGUCAACAGCAAAUUUAUAGAAAUCAUUGUGUGCAUUGAGUUUAUUGUGAAUUUUCGUUACAAAUUCUUUGUAGCUGUAUUCUUAUAAAUAGGAGGCUGGAGAGGGCAAAGUGACCCUGGUUGCAUAUAAACAAGCAUUUAGUCCUUUAACAGGCCAGAAGUUUUGAUAUCCAUGUUCGUGAAAGUACCUGUCACAGUGAAUAUUUUUGGAGGACUGGGAAAUUCAUAAUUCUGCAUCCUCUUAUUUCUGCAAGGGGUCCAAUACCCAAAUGAAAAGCUGAAUUUGCAAAUAAUGAUUUAAGUUCUUAAGGUGCUUUUGUGUAUUAAUGAACACUGAGAAAUGACAUUAUUUUCUCCUCAUUGUUCACAUUGCAAAGAAAACUGAAGUCUUCUUUCUCAAAUCUAGUGAUAGAGCUCCAAUAUCCAGGUAAAAGCGUCAUUCAUCCUCUUACGCCAUACUAUGGUAUGGCUGUUACAUUUCCUUGUAACCACUGUGAUGAAAAGACUAAAACAUCUCUGCCAAAAAGGUUGUAAUUAGAAGUUUUUCAGUUGCCUGGUCUGUUGAAGCAGAAUUUGCUUUGAAUUCAACAAGGAUAAACUCUUUUGCUGAAGAAGGCCAUCACUUCCUCAUGUUACUGGGUCACUUACCAGCAAAGAUAGAGAGGUCCGUUGAAGUCUGAUGGUACUAUUUUUAACAGUAUUUAUUGAUAAAAAUACACAAAAAUAAUAUCAAUGCAGACAUACAGAUAAUAUACAUUGUCAAUACUAAAUCUAAAAGCGCGGGUAUAAUAAUAAUAAGAAAUAGCUCUAUCGUUGUCUAGGGGAUAAUGUAUUGUCCGAUGGAAAUAUAAAAGUCACUCAAGUUCAUUCAAGCUGCAGCUUUUGGUUAGAGAGAAAGACGGAUGUUUAACUUGCCUAUUCCUUUUAUGAUGUCAAUCCUUCGAGAGUCGUUAGGGGCUGAUUUCCCCUUUGUUGUUAGCUAAAGCCGAUCUCCUGUGGCAAGGCCCACCAAUUCUGAGGCAAAUGGAAAAGGACACACGUGGCUUUCCACCGGCUUUUGCUAUUACGCUGUUACUGGAUUUCAAGCCUUUCUUCUGGUGCGUCUGAGGGGCUGUUCCCACAGACCUUCUUUUAUCCCCCACUCGCGGGGUCUCAGAUGUCAAUCAAGUUGGGGAGGAUGCCAUCCCCCAACCAGCCCAUGUUGCCUGAUUCCUUGAGGGCAUUGAUGAAUAGCACAGCGCUCAAUACACAAUUCCGUCUCCAAGAGACAAUAGCGGUUAUCAAUGGUUCCGCCUUUCGGAGGCCAGGACACAUUCCAAACUCUUUAUGAAUUCUGCAUGUCUCUCUCUCAUUUCCUGGGUCUCCUGACCUGACUUAAUAGCGAUCUUGCGAUUCUCAAAAAGGAGGGGGGGGGAGCACAGGCAUAACACUCAAUAUAAAUAAAAAGAAUGAUAAAGAUGCAAAAUUCAAGCAGAAGACUUUUGUUAGUUGGCCACUUUUUUUGUAAUUUACAGUUUUAACAAUUUCAAUGUGUGAUAAGCCUUUUAAUAAUUUUUUACAUAAAUGAUGUGAAUUUUUAUUUAAAGUGGUAUUCAAAUCUCCAUUUCUACCUACUGUAGAAGUUGUGUCUCCACUUGGCAGAUUACGAACAGUAUAUUAAGCAUCCAUUUCUUAAAAUAUUUGCAGACAUUAGCCUGGUUUCGCCAUUGAAAGACAAUAAUCUCCCAACAGCUGCCAAGGAAGAUUUUAACAGCUUUUCUGGGAUUCUUGUCAUAUCUUUCUGCCAUUUUGUUUAUUUGGAUCUACACUCUAUUGCCCAAUAGUGGAACACCAUUGGCACCUGUAGAUUGUCUAUUUCAGUACCUGCUUUACACUUUUGUGAUUAAAAUUGAACACAGAAAAGAAGCUUUAAUGAUAUGUGCAACAAUAUCCACUUAGGUAAAAGUAUUGGUUUAUUUCCUAUUGCAAUUAGUCUUUUUCUUGAUUUUUUUUUCUAGUUUUGGAGUUUUUUGUCUUCAGUUUGCCUUAUUUCAUUACAGACGCUGCACUCAAUUAAAUCCUAGUACUCGAUAGCUGUCUUUCUUUUGUGGGCAGGGGUUCAUUUGUGAAAAGCUUUGUAGCCAUAUUGAAGUCAUUGAGAGAUAUUGGAGAUUUCUGUAGCAUUUUAAAUAGAGCAGUGAAAAUUAAUGGUGCCUGUUAACUUUGUGGUUUAGGAACGCACUUUAAAGACAGCUUAACACUUAAUGCCCCAAGAUGGAAAAUAAAUAAGAUUUUUGUUUGUUUCAGUUUAGUUCUCUAGCUCCAGGGCUAUAUCAAAAUUCAGUGGCUCUGCAGACUCCACCACAUGUUAAGUCAAGACUUCAUUAUUUUAUACGGUUGCAACUUUAACAGCAGUACUGUACGUGCUUAUCUGCUACUUGUCUUAACAGCAUAAGAGAAGUGUUCUGGCCUUUUGGGCUUAUGCUGAUUGCCAGCUGAGCAAUCCCCAGUCCUAUUAGCCAUGUUCAUCCUCCUUCCUCAACACUUUUGUAACUUGUUCUCCCAGAGACAUGACCAUGUCAGUUAAUGGAUGCAGUGAUUAAUUUAUUUACCAGCAGUCCUUCAGGAUGUGGGAGAAAACUAGAGCACUUGGAAGCAACCCACAUGGAGAGAAUGUGCAGGCUCUACACAUACAGCAACUGAGCUAUGGAUGACGGUGGCAAAGGCUGCAACCUUUAAAGAGCUGAAGAUCUCCACGGAUUUAUAGAGAUGCUGUCAGUCUUGCAGCUUGGGUAGCUUGCGUAGCAAUUACACACUGGUUUAUCUUCAUUGGGUAAACCUUAAAUUACUUGUAUCAUUAAAGCUUCUGGAACGUUGGCAUCCUAGUUUAGAAAUCAUGGUUAUAAAUGACUCCACGCUGAAGAAUGUGUAUAUCUGUACUCCAAAAUAACUUUCCUCUUACCUUUGGCAUUAAAUUUGGAUUCCUUUUAUGUUCAAUCAGAAAUCAUGUUGACCAACCUACUUGUAUCACUUUCAGGCACUUCUGUGAAUAUAAAACUAUUAUCUAAGUGUCUAAAUUCUUUUGAUUGCAUGGCUUAUGCUGUCUAUUUUUGUAGCCCUUCCUCUCACAGUCAUCUCUUAUUGUGUUUCUCACUUCAAAAUUCAUACCACUUUGCAUUUUUCUCCAGGCUUUGCAAUUGCAUUCAUUUGUUGUGUGCCAGCAGUACAUUGCAAUACAUAAUAAUAAAACUAUAAAUUACAAUAAAUAUAAAUAAAUUAAAUAAAUAUUGCAAAAAGAGCAAAAGGAGAAAAAGUGAGCUAGAGUACAUGGGUUCAAUGUUCAUUCAGAAAUCUGAUGGCAGAAGGGAAGAAGCUCUUCCUAAAACACUGAGUGUGUGUUUUCAGGCUCCUGUAACUCUUCCUUGACAGUAGCAAUGAGAAGAGGGCAUCUCCUGGGUGAUGGGGGUCCUUAAAGAUGGAUGCGCCUUUUCUAGGCAUCACCUUUGGAAGAUGUCCUCAAUAGCUGGGAGACUAGUGCCCAUGAUGAAGCUGGUUGAGUUUGCAACUUACUGCAGCUUUUUCCAAUCCUGUGCAGAGGCCCCUCCAGACCAGAUGCAACCAGUUAGAAUGCUCUCCACGGUACCUCUUUUCAAAUUUGCAAGACAUAUCAUGUCUUCUCAAACUCCUAAUGAAAUAUAGAAGCAAGGAUGUAAUGUUGAGACUUUAGAGAACACUGGUGGGCCGCACUUAGAGUAUUGAGAGUUGUUUUGGGCCCCUUAGAAAGGAUGUGCCGAAACUGGAGAGGGUUCAAAGGAACUUCACGAAAUGAUAGCAGGUUGGAAUGGCUUGUCAUAUGAAGAGUGUUUGAUGGCUCUGCGCCUGUAUUCACCGAGUUCAGAAGAAUGAGGGGUGACCUCAUUGAAACCUAUCGAAUGGUGAAAGGCCUUGAUAAAGAGGACGUGGAGAGGAUAUUGCCUACUGCGGUAGAGUCUAAGACUAGAGAACACAGCAUCAGGGUAGAGGGGUCCCUCAAUGAGGAAGUCAAGAAUCUCAUUGCAGAGGGAGGUACAGAGGCCCAGAUUUUGGAGCUAUUAGUACUAAAUGUAUGAUGGUAUUGAAAACUGAACUGUAAUGAAUAUACAGCAGCUUCAUGUAGGUAUUACUAUUAUCCAAGUGAUUCAAGGCUGAAUGGAGAGCCAGUGGCAUUGCAUCUGCUGCAGACCUAUUGUGGCAAUAGGCAAGUUGCAGCAAGUCCAGAUUCUUGUUUAGGCAGGAAUUGAUUCUAGGCAUGACCAACCUCUCAAAGCACUUCAUUGUAGUAGAUAUGUAUGCAACUGGAUAAUAGUCAUUGAGGCAACUCAUCAUGCCCUUCUCAGGUACUGGUAUGAUUGUCACCCUUUUGAACCAGGUGGGAACCUCUGACUGCAGCAGUGAAAUAUUGAAGAUGUCCUUGAACACUCAUGUCAGUUGGUUGGAACAGGCUGUCAGUGCUCUACCAUGUACACCAUCAGGGCCUAAUAGGAUUCAGCUUCUUAGACGGGUUUCCAACCUUUUUUAUGCCAUAGAUCAAUACCAUUAAGCAAGGAGUUGGGAACCCCUGCUCUUGAGAGAUGUUGUGAUAUUGGUCUCAGACAGAUUACAGGAUCACCAGAUGCUACAGGGAUUUGUACAGGAGCACUUUUAUUCUUUCUUUCAAAAUAUGCAUAAAAGGUGUUGAGCUCGUCUGUGAGUGAAGCAUCACAGCCAUUCAUGAUGUUUUACCUUGUAGGAAUAGCCUGCAAACCCAGCCAGUGUAUCUCUAACCUCAAUCAGAAUUGUUUAUCGCUCUCAAAAUAACCUUCCAUAGAUCUUACCUGGACUUCCAGCAUUAUUCUGGACCACCGCUCUUGAAUGCUACAGAUCUAGCCCACAGCAUACUAUGAAUCUCCUAGUUCAUCCACAGCUUUUGGUUUGGUUAUGUCCAGUAUGUUCUUGAAGGCAUACACUUAUCCACACAGGUCUUGAUGAAGUCUGUGACAGCUGUGGUGUAUUUAUUCAGAUUAGAAGAUGAAUCCCUGAAUAUUGUCCAGUCCAUCAACUGAAAACAGUUCUGUAAGUACUCCUCCACCUCUCUUGACCAUCCCUUCUGGGUUGUCACCACUGGUGCUGAAGUCUGUAAGUCUCUGCCUGUAUGCUGGAAGUAGAAGUACAGCUAGGUGAUCCAACUUUCCAAAGUGCAGGCGGGGAUGGCCUGGUAAGUGUUUUGCAUAGUGGUAUAACAGUCAAGUGUGUUGGCUCCACUGGUUCCAAAGGUGAUGUGAUGGUAGUUGUUCCGAUGACUUCAAACUGUCCUGGUUGAAAUCUCCCUCUCUCCCCUCCCCCCCAUAAAAGGGAAAGUGUCAGGGUCCACUGUUUCAUGACUGCUCAUCAUAGUGCUCAGCUCCUGAUGUGCUUUGUGGCUGAGGUGCAAGUACAAUUGAGGCCUACCUUUCUAAUCUUAUUCACCAUUUUCUUAUUCCUCUGAAGCUGCCUGACCUGUUGAGUUCCUCAGCAUUUUGUGUGGGUUUCAAUAUAGGGAAAUAAACAGCUGAUGUUUAGGGCUGAGACGCUUCAUUGGGUCUGUAAAGGAAGAAGGCAGAAACCAGAAUAAGAAGAUGGAGGGGAGGGGAGUACAAGGUGGAUGCUGGAGGAAGUCAGCAGGUCAUGCAGCAUCUAUGGAGUGAAAUAAUCAGAAGUACCCAUUGACAGGUUCUCCUCAGAACAAUUUUCUGGAAAUAGUUCUAAAGGAUUGCCUGGUCAAACUUUGAGAAUGUUGUGAUUCAAAUGUUGCUAUGGUCACAAUCACAAGCUACUCCACAAAGAUUUUUAGAUGCUUGCUACUGAACCCAAACAGUGCAACUUAAUUUCUGCACCCCUGGUUCUUUAAAUGCUUUUUACAGUGUUCCAUAUUGGCAAUAAAUAACUUGUGGUUUAAUAUAGCUAAUGCUAUUGGUGGUAGAAGCAACAAGCUGAUACCAUGGAAUAUGUGGGCAACGUAUCUAACAUGACAAGCUUAGAGUAAAGAAUGGACAGCCAAAUCAGAUGGUGCAAUCAAUGCAAUUUUUUUUUUAAAUGACCCUUUUGUAAUAUUGUCAUAAAAUUUGGUAUUUACAGGUAGUACAAUCUAGUAAAUUCCUUAUAACCUAGGUUAGGCAAAUUCAGCUUAGUUACUGGGAAAUGUUGUUCUAGUACGAUUAGCAUGAAAAAUGUAGUAUCAUGUGAUUUAAAAAUGCUCAAUUUUAAAGACACGAUUAAAUGAAGAAUGAAUACCAAGAUCACUGUUGUAAAAUCCUUUACCAACAGUUCAGAGUUAGUACUGGUUAAAGCAUAAAUAUUUGCAUCCUAUAAUAUAGUGUAAUAAUUGAAAUUAAAUUGCCUGUUCAGAUUAUAAUCUCUUCAUAAAACUGGCAUUUGUAGGAUUUGUAUUUUGAUAUUAGCUCAGUGUUUUGAAAUUAGCUGGAUACUGGAAAGUUAGUGCUUCUGUGUGGAUACUAAAUGGAAAUUAGCCCGCUCAAUAUCAAAUAUUUUAAGGUAGCAUCUUGUCAACAGUUUGAUAGCUGAAGCAGUUGCCAUUUGGAUCUAAACUAGUUACAGUGCCCAGUAUUUGUAACUUGUUAAUGAUUUCUAUUGGAAACCAUGUUGUCUGUUAUUGGUAAUUGGUUAGCCAUUUUAUUGUGUAAUCUUGCUUUAGGGAUGUAUAUAGUUACAUUACAUACCCGUAACAUGGGUGCCUUAUCCACAUGAAAUGAAUCUUCAUACAACAAAUCUGUGAGGCAAUCAUUAUUUUUAAUUUAUGGCUUUAAUCAUUGUUUGUACCAUUUUUAUUACACCUUUUGUCCAAAAGUCAGCAGGGGAGGUGGUUGAGGCAGAUAUAGUUUGUCAUUUUGAUAUUUUCAUGCUGACAUUGGGACAGUACUAUGAAUUGUACAUAAAAUUGUUUCUUUAUAAAUGCA